This is a messenger RNA of Brassica rapa (field mustard), 1406 nucleotides long. RefSeq lists its product as uncharacterized. NCBI's taxonomy places the organism in Eukaryota, Viridiplantae, Streptophyta, Magnoliopsida, Brassicales, Brassicaceae. The record is from RefSeq and is a predicted model, not a curated record.
UAACGUUAGCCUGUUAGGUAAGGUUAUAACUUCAAACGAACGCAUCAAACCCACGUGUAACUCAGAUAAGCCUCCAUCACCAUACCUUAUGUAAAGGACCCACUUGUGAUUCUGCGAAAAGCCCACACAAUAAGGACCACAUUUAUAUUUAAUUUCACAAUUUUUCCUAAUAUAUAUACACACUCACCUAUGCUUUCUUUUUUUUUUGUAGAUAAGAACCACCGAACCAUAACUCCAAAGAAGAGAGUUCCCGAGGCAAAUGAGAUCACUCACCAUGCCAAUUCUCCUCCCUACCUCUUCCUUCAAAAAAACAGCCACCGUCAUCAUCGCCGGCGUCUUUUCUUUAGCGGCGGCUGUUAGUUUCACCGUUCCUUCAGUCUCACAUGUCAUGGCGUCUUGCUUUCUGAUCUUCUACGAUAACACAGUCUUCCUCGUAAAGCCACCGUAUCUUUACUUAGUCACCAACUGUAUCAUCGUCUCCAUCGUAGCUACGUCUAAGCUGACGCAGAAAGCGUCUGCCCAUAUCGAUGAUCCUGAGUUCUCUGAUGUAGUAACGCCAGAGACGUUAGAACCGGUGCCUUCUGAUAUAGAUGCCGGUUACUUAAACGUGGCGCACGUCGUCUCUUAUACCGGAGUUGAAGAGAACGAUGCACCAGUUGAAGAUGUCUCCGAAGUCAACAGUGAUGAUAACGUGAUAGUGGAUAGUCAACAAGAUCAACAUGCAGAGACAGAGAAGCCAAAGCCGAGUAGUGCCUCGCCCGAACAGGAAUCGAAGGAGCCAAAACCGAAGAGUGAUUCUCCGGCGGUUUCCGUUGUGAAGCCGUUGAGGAAACCGCCGAGAUUCAGUCAACAAAGAUCGCUUAAAAAUAUUGAAGAAGGAGGUGGUGGAAGUAAAAAGUCAAAGGGCUCGAGGAGGGAGGACACGCUGGAGACGACGUGGAGGAAGAUAACGGAAGAACGCUCGACGCCGUUAAAGAAGCACUUGACUAAAUCCGACACGUGGCAAGAAAGGUCGCACGUGCAAAAGAAGGAGAAGAUGACCAAGUCUGACAACUUAUAUGAGGCGGAGGAGACGUUGAAGUUGAAACGAGAGCCGUCGCCGGGUCAGGAAGAGCUGAACAGGCGUGUGGAGGCGUUUAUCAAGAAGUUCAACGAAGAGAUGAGAUUGCAAAGAUUAGAAUCUUUAGCCAAGUAUAACGAAAUGGUUAAUGGAGGGACUCGUUUGUAAUAUUCUUGUUUUUCUUUUUAGCUGUCGAUGGAAAGGAGACUUGAGAGGUUUUUUUGUGGUCUUUCCAAGGAACAAAUCUAAGAAAUAAUGCAAGGAGGAAGACAAAACAAUGUGUACUUAUGCCAAAAAGGAUAUGUGUACUUAUGUGUAGUAUGUAAUGAUUGUUAUAUUUCUAUUU